Lemur catta (Ring-tailed lemur) is the source of this 4420-nucleotide messenger RNA. It is a transcript of the gene NRF1, whose product is annotated as nuclear respiratory factor 1. Gene Ontology annotation, biological process: regulation of transcription by RNA polymerase II. The record is from RefSeq and is a predicted model, not a curated record. Lineage: Eukaryota; Metazoa; Chordata; Mammalia; Primates; Lemuridae. The coding region runs from base 125 to 1534 and encodes 469 amino acids. Gene Ontology annotation, cellular component: nucleus. The transcript is spliced from 11 exons. Gene Ontology annotation, molecular function: DNA-binding transcription factor activity, RNA polymerase II-specific; RNA polymerase II cis-regulatory region sequence-specific DNA binding.
CGGCGGCGGCAGAGGCGGCAGCGCUCGCCAUUGCCGCUGGUGGCAGGAGGCUGCGAGGAGCCGGCGCGGUCGCAGUCUCCACGGCGCAGGCCCACGGUAGCGCAGCCGCUCUGAGUAGCUAUUCAUGGAGGAGCACGGAGUGACACAAACUGAACACAUGGCUACCAUAGAAGCCCAUGCAGUGGCCCAGCAAGUACAGCAGGUCCAUGUGGCCACUUACACUGAGCACAGUAUGCUGAGUGCUGAUGAAGACUCACCUUCUUCCCCCGAGGACACCUCUUACGAUGAUUCAGAUAUACUCAACUCCACAGCAGCUGAUGAGGUAACAGCCCAUCUGGCUGCUGCAGGUCCUGUGGGAAUGGCUGCCGCUGCUGCUGUGGCAACAGGAAAGAAACGGAAACGGCCUCACGUGUUUGAGUCUAAUCCAUCUAUCCGGAAAAGGCAGCAAACACGUUUGCUUCGGAAACUUCGAGCCACAUUAGAUGAAUAUACUACUCGAGUGGGACAGCAAGCUAUAGUCCUCUGUAUCUCACCCUCUAAACCCAACCCUGUCUUUAAAGUGUUUGGUGCAGCACCUUUGGAGAAUGUGGUGCGUAAGUACAAGAGUAUGAUCCUGGAAGACCUGGAGUCUGCUUUGGCGGAACACGCCCCUGCGCCACAGGAGGUUAACUCAGAACUGCCACCUCUUACCAUCGAUGGAAUUCCAGUCUCUGUGGACAAAAUGACCCAGGCCCAGCUGCGGGCAUUUAUCCCAGAGAUGCUCAAGUACUCCACGGGUCGGGGAAAACCAGGCUGGGGGAAAGAAAGCUGCAAGCCCAUUUGGUGGCCUGAAGAUAUUCCAUGGGCAAAUGUCCGGAGCGACGUUCGCACAGAAGAACAAAAGCAGCGGGUUUCAUGGACCCAGGCACUACGGACCAUAGUUAAAAACUGUUACAAACAGCAUGGGCGAGAAGAUCUUUUGUAUGCUUUUGAAGAUCAGCAAACACAAACACAGGCCACAACUACACACAGUAUAGCCCAUCUUGUACCGUCACAGACUGUAGUCCAGACUUUUAGUAACCCUGAUGGCACUGUCUCACUUAUCCAGGUUGGUACAGGGGCAACAGUAGCCACAUUGGCUGAUGCUUCAGAAUUACCAACCACAGUCACUGUUGCCCAAGUGAACUAUUCUGCUGUGGCCGAUGGAGAGGUGGAACAAAAUUGGGCCACGUUACAGGGAGGUGAGAUGACCAUCCAGACAACGCAAGCAUCAGAGGCCACCCAGGCGGUGGCAUCAUUGGCAGAGGCCGCAGUGGCAGCUUCUCAGGAGAUGCAACAGGGAGCUACAGUCACCAUGGCACUUAACAGCGAAGCUGCUGCCCAUGCUGUCGCCACCCUGGCUGAGGCCACCUUACAAGGUGGGGGACAGAUCGUCUUGUCUGGGGAAACCGCAGCAGCCGUCGGAGCACUUACAGGAGUCCAAGAUGCUAAUGCCCUUCAUUGGGGUCCCCGAGAGAGGUUGGAGAUUGCAUCUUUCUGUAUUGUCCAACACUGAAGACUCAGAAACCACCCAUUACCUAUGCUGUCCUGCUUAAGACCUGGGGUCUCAACCUUCCUUCCUCGUGCCCUGAAUGAAGGGAAAUGGACUGGGGGAUGUUUAAAAAUUAAAGGUGAUGACAAGGCAUUAACAUUACACUUAGAGAAAGAGCAGCCCUUCUCAUUUAUCUCCAGUGCAAUAUGUUCUUCCUGCUCUGGUCUGACCCUGGCAACAAUCUUGCCACUGAAGUUCUCUCUUAAGAUGUAAAAUUUUGUAAAACAGAAAGACCUCACUCAGACUUGCUGUACUGUAAAACAAAUGCACAUUCUACUACUCACACCAACUGCCAAAUUAAACUAAAUCAAUUUAGAAAUACCUUUAGAAAAAAAUUCUAUCUUCUCUUCACAUUAAACAUGUCUUCACCUUUUCACAUCUGUUUUUCUUUGACCUUGUUAAAAACUUUUUAAAAUAUAUGUUUCUCCAGUUGAAUUUAAUGUCGACUAUCCUCAUUAGAAUAGCUUCUUAGUAAUUAAUAUUUUUAGCAAGAGGGGUAACAGAGAAGAUGGGUGAGGACAAACGUGAGGUCCAGAUAAGGGAGCAGGAUUCUUGGGUGUGGUCCUUGCAUGAGAGAUUAGAACACAACAGUUCUAAUCUUCAAGGUCUCCCAGGUGAGGCAGGAUAGCUGUAGGCCUGUUUUAUAACAAUUAUAAAGAGGUAAGCCCAGCUGGACCCAAAGGAGUCAAUAUGUGUGCAAUUUUCUAUAAAAACCUUCUUUAUAUGUAUUGUAACAACAUUAGGGCAUUCUUAACCUAGGGUCUGUGGACCCUGAGAAAUGCUAUAUAAAAUUAUUUGUCUUUUUCUAGGAUCCAUAGUUUGGAUCAGAUGUGUAACUAGAUAAGAGGCACUCUCCCUCCACUGCCCAUCUCCACCCCAGAAAAAAAGGUUAAGAACCUCUGCCGUAGAAAGUGAUGGCAAAGGUCAUUUAAUUUUGUAGCUACCUGGUAUUGAGCUGAGAGGGGCAAGGGAGAUAGGAGGACCCGCAGGAGCUGGUUGCUCUAAAAGCUGCAUCACUGACAAGCUCUGUAAUCUUAGGCAAGCAAAUUAACCUCUCUAAACCUUAGCUAUAAAAUUAGGGUAAAGAUAGUUCUGUGCUCAUAAAAUAGUUGUGAGCAUCACACAAGAUGAUUCCUGUCCAGGGUUUAGCAAAGUGCCUAGCACAUAGAUACAUCAUAAACAUGAAAUUAUUAUUAGCUGUCAACACCAAUUUCUUCUCUGUCAUUCCUCAAAAAUUUAUUAAGUUGUACUGAGUGCUCAGUACUGUUGUGGACCCUGCUUUCCUGCCUUUAAGACAGAUCCAAAUGCUUGCCUUAUGCAGGUGAAGGAUUUAUGUUCCGGAGGUAGAUACUGUUAAAAUGGGAAUAGAUCAGAAGACCUUUCUGUAACCUUGAUUCAAGGAAAUACAAGGUUAUAUUGUUUAAAGGUUCUCACUUUUGGUUUUAUCACUGUCCUUGGUCUAGGGCUGCUAUCCUCUUCUAGUACAUAGUUCGCAGUAAUUAGGGUGGCCUUUUUACUCCUAAAAUGGCAUAGUCUGUCUUCAGAUCUUAACUGCAUUGUAUUUUUAACUUCCCUUGUGAAGGAUGACUUUUUUCACUUUUUGCUUAUCACCAUCACCCGUUGUUACUUAUUGCAUGUCCUUCUGUUCUAUCUCUUCUUUAAAUAUAAGAAAUAAAGUGCCAGUCCUCACCUAGAGAAACUAUAAAAUACAUCUCUCAUUCUACCUUUUUCUGUGUUCCUCAUUCUCUGGACACAUCCACAUAGGGACUUUUUCUCAGAUGAGUCAGUUGAGAUGUAAAUGUUAAAUUAACUUAGGAAAUAUGUCAAUGUUGCUCACCAAAAAGUUUGCUGAUGUGCUAUUCUGGUGUGUACUAAAUCAUUUUUUGCCUCAGUAUUUUAAUUAAAGUUUAAAUAAAUAAAUGUGUUAAAUAAAGUUUUAUUGUAAGAAUGCAUUUUCAGUCACUGUGAAGCAAAGAAACAGCUUUAAAAGUGCUAUUGAACCCUAUGAUACUAUUUGUACCUUUAAUUCAAAGAUGGUAAGUUCAGUGUCUCCAGGACUUAAGCAGGCAGCCCAUAAGCAACUGUUUUUUGUGUGAGCUGUGAGUCCCCUGAUCUGAGCCUCCCAUCUUCAAGGUCCCUAAAGAGCAGCACAUAUGGUAGCUGUGGGUUUUUGGACCACUCUCCUGACGGUAAAUGGCCCUCUUUUCCACCGACCCCUUUGUUGAUAAGGUGACUUGAAAGAAAAUGAAGACACUAGGAUGGUCUCAGUCAGACCAAGCCGAGGCCUUGCCUGCUCCAUAAGAAAAAGCAAAUGGAGACUCGUUCGUAUUAUAACUGUUUCCCCCUUGCAAUCAUAGGUCUUUUUUAAAUGGAGGGAGAGGGCAGCAUACUCCUAGACCUGAAAAGAUUACUUCCUCUAAGAAACAACAUGAGGAGAGCUGUGAGCUGUGGCAGAAAGAAGUGGAGUGGGGAGAGUACAUGAGCAGGGCCUGCAACUCAGCUGAGCAGGGACUAGCUGCUGUGCUGGGGCCAGCAGUAGUGUAUGGAGUGUGGAGCACUGCCUAGGGACAGCGCUGCUUCAGUGUCCUCCGCCUGCCCCUCUGGGAGACAGCCCUUCUCUGCAGACAGGGUUUUUCCGAUUUAUGUGUACCAUCGCCCAGUAAAGUGGGUGGGACAGAUCUCAUGAGCCCUGUUCUGAAGAGGCACCUAAAGCUGGGACUUGCCCAAGGUCAGUCAGCUAAUAAAUGGUGAAAGUGGGAAUCAAACCCUGAUCUCCAGUACACUUCUACUGCCUGUUGUAGGCUCCCUUCUUUCCCUUCAUUCCCUCUUGCCACCCUGUCCAACCUGGCA